This is a messenger RNA of Schistosoma margrebowiei, 2801 nucleotides long. NCBI's taxonomy places the organism in Eukaryota, Metazoa, Platyhelminthes, Trematoda, Strigeidida, Schistosomatidae. The record is from the annotation of a GenBank genome assembly.
AUGCUGUCAAAAGUGUGCUGUCUUGGUGCAGGUUAUGUUGGAGGUUCAACACUUUCAAUUAUAGCUCAUUACUGUCCGGAGAUUCAAGUUACUGUUGUUGAUACUUGUGAUGAACAAAUCAAGAUGUGGAACUCAGAUACUCUGCCAAUAUAUGAGCCGGGAUUAGACGAGAUUGUUAAAUUACACCGUGGAAAAAAUCUACACUUUUCUUCGGAUAUUGACAAAGCAAUAGAUGAAGCUGAAAUGAUUUUUAUCUCUGUGAAUACCCCAACAAAAAAUUGGGGCCUCGGUAAGGGUAGAGCAACUGAUCUGACUAACUUGGAGGCUGCAGCUCGACGUAUAGCUAAAGUAUCACGACAACCCAAGGUUAUAGUUGAAAAAAGUACUGUACCGGUGAAAGCAGCAGAGACUACAAGUACCAUACUUCAAUUUGAAGCUAGGUCUCGUCGUAACAUAUCCAGUCUUACAAUAACAACUAAUAAUAGUGAUAAUAAGCUUAAUGAAUUUGUAGUCUUAUCGAAUCCGGAAUUUCUAGCUGAAGGUACUGCUGUCAAUGAUUUAUGUAAUCCAGAUCGUAUUCUUAUUGGUGGUGAUUCACAUUCGUCAUCUGGUAAAUUAGCAAUUGAAAUGUUACGUUGGAUAUAUUUACAUUGGGUACCAGCAGAACGUAUACUUAUUACAUCGACGUGGUCAUCGGAAUUAUCUAAAUUGGCAGCUAAUGCUUUUCUUGCUCAACGUAUUAGCAGUAUCAAUGCUAUCUCGGCUAUAUGUGAACAAACAAAUGCUGAUAUUAAAGAAGUGUCUAAAGCAAUCGGUGCAGAUCAUCGAAUUGGUCCAUAUUUUUUAAAUGCUAGUCUUGGCUUUGGUGGUAGUUGUUUUCGUAAAGAUAUUUUAAGUUUGAUGUAUAUAUCAGAGACAUUGAAUUUACCAGAAGUAGCUGCUUAUUGGUAUAGUGUACUACAAAUGAAUAAUUAUCAAAUUGAGAGAUUUACACGUAAUGUAAUUGAAAAAUUGCAUAAUACAUUAAAAGGAAAACGUAUUGCAAUAUUUGGCUUCACUUUUAAAGCAGAUACACAUGAUACAAGAGAUAGUCCUGUGAUACCAUUGUGUAAUCAGUUAUUACAAGAACAGGCUGAACUAGCAAUCUAUGAUCCUAAAGCUCUUCAUAAACAAAUUGAAUCAGAUUUAUUAAUCAAUAAUAAUAAAGAUUCAUUUAGUCAAUUCGUUCACAUUUGUUCUACGCCUGAGGAAGCUGUCACCAACGCCUAUGCUAUUCUGAUAUGCACAGAUUGGAAAUGUUUCCAAGAAUAUGAUUAUGCGAAAUUUUACCGUUUAAUGACGAAACCAGCAAGAAUAUUUGAUGGACGCAUUAUAUUAAAUCAUAAACAAUUAAGUCAAAUAGGUUUUAUUGUUGAAGCAAUUGGUAUUGCAUCAGAAAGUUUUACCAUGAAUGGUUAUGUUGAAUAAUAAUAAUAGUCAACAGUAAUAAUACAAUUUCAUAUAUUAGUUAUUAUUACUUUUAUUUUUGACGUCAGCUUCGGCCUUCUAUGUUUAUGCUUAUUUAUUUAUUUAUUUCAUCUUUCGUUUCUUUUGGUAGUAUUUUGUUAAUUUUAAUUCUUAUGAAAUGUAGAAUGUUGGCAAUAAAGAAAUUCCUGUAAUUAUGACUGCAUAUUGCUUCUUUUUGUGUUCUUCUGUUAAAACAUGUACAUUCACAUAUCUGAUUUAUGAUAUUUUCAUUACAAUGCCCCCCACCUAAAAGAAAACGACGUAAAACUUAUUUCUAACUACACUCCAAUUUGCUUUCAUUUUGUAUGUUUGUGUAUAUGUGCUUUGUUCACACAUAUCCAUUGUCUAAAGAUAGACAAUGUAUUGUCAAUCUAUGCACACCUAUCUUGUAUUAUUCAAAAUUGUGUUUAUGCCGGUAUCUAGUGAAUGUUAUAUUAAUGUACUGUUUAUCCUCAGGAGCUUGUGUUCUUUUUUUCAGUUUAAGAACAAUAUAAUUCUCUAAUUUAUUUUGUACGCUGAAAUAAUUUCCACUGUUAGCUUAUUUAUGUAUAAUUUAUUUUUAUUACUGAUGACUUAUGAAAGUGUAAUCUUUUAAAAAUGACGAAAAAAUACUUUUCUUACACCUUUAUUCAUAUUCUAAUACACAGAAACUUUUAACUUUAUUAAACAAGAUAUUAUUGAUACUACUGUGGUGUGGGCUACUAAUUUCGACAUAUAUAAGUAGUAUGUAUUUACAAUCCAUAGUGGAAUACCUAACAAUAAGAGGUUGAAAAAAUCAAAGAGAAAAGAACAAAAUCAGAGAGUGAUUGUAUGGAAACGAAGGAACAACAAAUUCUGAGACAGUUGAUGGAUAUUUUACAAAUUACGUAUUUACUGUAUGUUUCUCAGAUUUUACCAAGGUAUUCUGUAAUGUUGUAUUGGAUUACAUAUAUGUGUCUCCACUUGUGUUCUCGUUAACUACACUACUACUGCUACUAUUACUACUAAUAAUUAUAAUCAUAAAUCGAUUCUCAAUUGUCAUUUUUUCCCCUAUCACUUGUAAUUUCUUCCGUAAACAGCUUAUCAUUGAAAUGAAUAAUGACCCAGUGAUUUAUUCUGACCGAAUGAUUAUUGUUUCAACAAUUAUUUUGAUUUGCUUCGAAUUUUGUCUACUUUCAUUCACUUCUUUUUCUUGUUUUCUUUUUCAUAAAUCAUUCCUGUAUAUUUUAUAAAGCAAAUUAUCUAUGAAUCUGGUUGUGAUGAUGUCUUUUAUUAAAAUGUACAAAUCAUGAAAAAUAUUCACUUUCUUGCAUUAC